Pectinophora gossypiella (pink bollworm) is the source of this 6348-nucleotide messenger RNA. Its product is annotated as reticulon-4-like. The record is from RefSeq and is a predicted model, not a curated record. NCBI's taxonomy places the organism in Eukaryota, Metazoa, Arthropoda, Insecta, Lepidoptera, Gelechiidae. Bases 488 to 5614 code for a protein of 1708 amino acids. The transcript is spliced from 8 exons.
CCGUCGCCACUCGCGCGCGCACCGUCGACGCCGUCGCUUCCAAUUUCGAAUCCGGAACGUUAACCGUUCUCCUUAGAAUUUGAAAUUGUGAAUCCUUUUUUAUUCUAUUUUCAAAAGUGACAGUGCUUCGGACUCUUUUGAGGAUUUUGUGCCAGUGUGAUUGUCUUGUUGUACAGACAGAAGUGUCCACAUCGGCUACGCGUACGAUGUAACGGCGCGAACAUAAUCGAUCGACUGGUUACCUCCCCAUUUCAACAUGUGCAACUGUCAAUAAGUGAAACGGAACCUCGUUUAGUGCAUCAUUACCUUAAUUGCAGCCAAACUGAAAACCUGUUGACUAUAGUGAAGUGAAACCUAGUGUUCAAUACCGGAUUCGCUCAGCCGGACUCAUCAAUUUGGCAGCAUAGCCUUGAUCUGCAUCGGACACGUUCAUCUAUUCUAAACACACACAAAAUCACAUAAUAUAUGUCAGUCCGCUCCCAAAGUGAUGGACACGCACAGUAGAUCGGCGUCCCCGCGCGAGGCGUCGCGGCCGCAGCACCGGCCCCCUUCACCCCCGGGCACGCACUCCCCCAGCGCGCCAGCGUCGCCCACCGCGCCCGCCUCCCCAGCCCCCGCGGGCUUCGACAACCGCGGCUACCAGCACGACGACCCCAACCACAACGACUCCUUCACCUCCCACCAACAAAACGGCCACAAAGACCACCAACCCAAUGGCACCGACCAGAAAACCCUCGAAGCCGUUAAUCUGGAGCUCAUCAACCUAACCCCCAAGAACGGCGCCAAGAAGAAAGAUGUAGAAGUCGACAUGAACGCCACCAACCCCUACGACGAGUACUUCGUGCCGGUCAACGAGCACAGGAAAUACAUGAGAGGCGAAAAACUGUACGUAACGGCGGACAAACGCGGCGAGAAGGGCGGGUGCCGACGACCGCUGUGCUGGACGCUGCUGGCGCUGGUCGUCGCAGCCAUCGUCGCGCUCAUAGUGCUUGCUGCCACUGGAAUCCUGUUCGCGAACACGCCGACGCCACUGGAUCAGUACAACACAUCGUUGUCGUCAGCGCGAGCGCUCGGCGGACUAGGCCACGACCACGGUGCACACGACCACUACAACAUCGACCACGACCACAGCGCACACGAGCACAGCGCACAUGACCAUGAUUUCUCGGCUAAUGAUGAUAGCGCCCAUGACCACAGCAAUCAUGCUGUGCCUGGCCAGACCUCGGCGGAGAAAGACGCUGAAGCAAAAGAUGUGAAUGUCCCCAUGGCGGAUGAUAGCAAUGACAUGUCUAUUUAUGUUCCAAGGACAGUUGAAGGCGAGCUCAAAAUAGACAACGAAGAGUUCUCGUCAGUUCUACAGGACCCGGAGAGCGAAGAGUUCCGCCAGUUCAACGAAAACUUUGGCAGUGCGCUCAAGAGAGCUCUCUUCGAUAGGAAUAUGCUCGAGGCUGGUGACCACAAGAUUGGAGUCCAGGUCGUUCAAAUCAGGCCGGGAUCAUUGGUAGUGAGCUACAGGAUUCACUGGACGCCGAAAUCCAGUUCUGAAGGAAACGAGGAUCUACUAACUGCCCGCUCACUAAAGUCAAAGUUAGAUAGUUACCUCGACAAGAACAGCAGGAUGAUCAGCGUGUACCACGUCUCCGAUGAUAGAAUGUCCACAAGACAAGUCCUAGACUUGUGUCAAAUCAAUAAAAACGAUUGCGAACACGGAUGCACAUUCGACGAAAACAGCCUCGAGUUCAUUUGCACCUGCCCACGUGGACAAAUCCUCGACAUGGUCAACCAGAAAAAGUGCAUGUCAAUAUUCGAAAGUUCAGAGCAAAUGGAAACAAAAACUGGCGAAGACAACAAGCAAAAAGAGUUUAGAGUUCUAGAUAUAGAUUCUACGGGAACAACGACAAGACCUAUUCCGGAGGAACAAAAACCCGAUAAUAAUUUUGACUGGAAGAAUAUUCACGAUAUAAUACCAGAAGUAACCACAGAAGGAGAUCACGCGCAGUCUAGUGAAGAGGUUAAUAGACCAGUAAUUGUUGAACCACAUCCAACGGCAGAGCCUACAAGUGAACCGGAGCCAACACCUGAACCAAAGCCUGAACCAGAACCAGCGGCUGAACCGAAACCAGAACCCGAACCAGAGCCAACCCCGACACCCGAACCAAAACCGGAACCUGAGCCAACUGCUGAACCCCAACCAACUACAACAGAAGCACAAACAGAGUCGCGACACAUGUCGGAAACACUAGCGUCUUCAGAACUCUCCGAAGAACUGCAUUCCUUUGUUGAUCUACGUCCUACACACGAACCGCAGGCUACUGCUGAGCCACAACCUACAUCUGAACCACAACCUAACCCUGAACCCCAGCCUGCUGCUGAGCCUCAGCCCACUGCUGAGCCCCAGCCCACUGCGGAGCCGGAACCUACUCCAGAACCUACAGCUGAACCUCAACCUGCUGCAGAACCUCAACCUACUGCUGAACCUCAGCCUGCUGCUGAGCCUCUUCCUUCCACCGAACCCCAACCCACAGCUGAGCCAAAGUCUUCUAUUGAGCAGCAACUUUUUGCAGAACCAGAACCCAACGCCGAACCGCAACCUCCGACUGAAUCCAAGACAGAGCAGGAGGCAGAACCAAGAUCAAACCCAGAGCCUGCUGCUAAGCCAAGUACCACCACAUCAGAGUACAGUUUCGAAUCCAUCAACACUACGCCAGAACCCCAACUUACAUCUGAACCUUCUGCAGAUCGCGAACCAAAGCUUGGACUAAUCAAUACAGAUAUAUCCCAGGAGACCGAGCUCCGAACUACAACUGAACCUAAAAUGGAUUCCGAGGAAAAUAGUCAAGAAGACAAUACAAAUCUACAAAUAGCAAAUACAAAAUACGAAAAUAAAUUUGAUGAUAGUAAACUUGAUGAUGAAACAACCACUAUGAAAACUCCAGUAACAGAAUCUGUUCUAGGUCAGGAAAUGAAAUCCGUGUUCUCGAUUUACGAGCAUAAGAAGAACGAAUCUGGAUUAAAUGAUGACAUGAAUCACGACAGGGAAAAGAUCGCUCAUAAGGAAGCAACUAACAUGGAAGACCUAAAAAAUGAAGCUCAAACCGAAUCAUCCGUUAAAAAUGCAUCCGAUACUGUUACAUCUACUACUGAAAACUAUAUGCAUUUUUAUAAUGUAAAUUUGAAAAACGACGAUUUACCAGAGAAAUAUUUUAGACGAGUCGAAGAUGUUGUAGAUGAAACUACAACUAAUCAUAAUACCAAUAUGAAUAUGAGUAAAAUGUCGGAAUCAGAAGAUGAUAUAUCAUUUGAUCAAAUCUCAAAAGACCACAAAUCAAGUGUUAGCAUAAUGCGAGAUUCUACAACUAAAGUGAACGUUGAACAACCAACAACGACGUCACCAUUUACCGUAUUAACUACGUCUGAAGAGGCUAAAAUGAACCCUACUGAAAUAAGAGAAUCGAAUUCAAACGAUUAUAUUAUACCUUUCCCUAAUAUUCAAAGAUCAAAUGCUAUCGAAACGCCCUAUCAUAAUGAUAGUGAAAGCGCUAUGAGAAAUGAAUCACAAAAUGAUGCUCCUGACAAACCUUUAAACUCAAUUCUUCUUGAAGCGUCAUCGCUAGCCACGAAUAAACCAAUAACAGAAGAAACUACAACUCUCAAACCGCAAACAACAACAGAAUUCUUUAUAUCCAAACAAAAUAAUUCAGAUGCUGAACAAAGUCUUGUUUUUGCUGUUCUUGACCAGAAAAAUACAACACAUACCACUACUGAAAAAGAACCGUCGUACGAAGGAGUCGACAUAACUUUCGAUACUAUAAAUAUGCUUUAUAACCGCUCAUCAAAAUCAUUCGAAAACCAUACUGAGAUAGGUAACGAAACUACUGAAAUAACAGAGCCUAAAGUGAGUCCAACUACAGAAUCAGAUUGGUUAGUCGAACCAGUUACUGAAGUAAACUAUAACGUUAUGAUGAGCCGCCCAGAGAAACAGGAAACAACAGAAACAAAUUCACAUAAACUACAAGAGAUCAUCAAUCGUGGAAUAAGCAAGGACGAUAUAGAGCCAGAUUAUUUAAAUAUUAAUCCUACCAAAACGCCUGACCAAGACGAACCAUUAUAUGGGAUGAUCCACGAUUACGACAAUGAAGACUCUAGAGUAAAAAGAGUUAACACAGAAAUAAAAGAUGCAGCGGUGAAGAAGAAUAUGACCGCAAAUACAAAUCAAACACUACAUACUAAUGAAUCUGAGAAAUCCGUUACAAUUAUUACAGCGGCAGAGUCUCACAACGAAUCAUCUAUAAACGAAAAUAGUCAAGAUGACACAAAUAAAAAAACUACCGCAAAUAUUGACAAUUCUGAAUUAACUCAAAAUCAAACUACGAUAAGCGAAGAGAAAUCAUCUGAAGAAAGUCAAACUGCUACCGAAACUCCUAAAGUCGAUUUACCUACUGUUUUACCAAAUGUUUCAGAUAAUAUGUCUAACAAAUUGAAAACUGAAAAUGAAUCCACCACAGUCAAUAUCAAUUCUAAUGAAAAUCUAGAAACUACGACAACAGUAACUCAGUACGUCUACAAAGGAUUCGAGAAAUCUUUAGCAAAUCCACUAACCAGAAACGAAUCGUCACGAUCAUGGAACAAUGAACCCGCGCCAGUUUGGGAAACAGAUAACACCGAUGUGAAACAACUGGAAAUCCAUGAGCAAGGAACUUCUGGCAAUAAUACUACCAAUACAAGUGUAAUUCAUGCAGACAAGACAUUCACAAAUAAAUCAACCACUACCUUAUUAGAAAGCGACCUGGGAGUAAUUGCGUAUAACCACAGUGAGUCCAUUGAAAGUCAAAAUACAACACAAGUUAAUAAUCUAAAUGUUACAAUCUAUGAAAUACCUGGAAGUAAUCAAUCGGUUACAACAUCGAAAUCCACAACACAUUCUGCAGAAUACGAAGAUCACGAAACUGAAAUGAAUCCUUUCUUACCUGAGGUUGAAAACAACAAGAGUCUUGUGAAAAAGCUUCAAGAAGGUCACGACCUUGAACCAGCAAAUAUGAACGAAACACAAAAUGAAAACACAGAUGAACAUAACAGUCACUCAUUAGGAGCUCCUACAGAACCUUCGAACAGUGAUGCUCCAACUACAACAAAAGCUCAAGAUGGUAAAGAAUCUAGUACUAAUGAAGAUGAAGCAUCUAUCAACGAUUUAAUAAACGAAAGUUAUAGCUAUCCUGAAGACGAGAACAGUGGACGUGAGACAACUGAAAGAGGUCAAACAAAUGCAGUCACUGAUAGGCAAAAAUCUAAAUCAGAAGAUAAAACCCAAAUAGCUACCUUUUUAUUAGACACAGACGAUUUAGAUGUUAGCAAAGAUCAUUCUAUGGAAGGUAAGUCAGACAACUCCGCUAGUGUACCAAUGAACGCAGUAUCAAACAUAGCAAAUGAUGAUAGUGAUUUCCUAAGUGUGGUUCCUAUCGCCGAUGAAAAACUUGAAGAAAGAGAAACGUUAAAAAAGAACUUCAAAAGUGGAGGUAUUCAAGAACUCAAUGAUAUAAGUGAUUCACCAAAAAAGAGUGACAGAAGGACAUUAGGUGCAAGCAAAUUGGAUUCUGUAAUUAAUAAUGAAGCGUAACGCGUGCUUACUUAGUUCACUUACGAUUUAAGUUUGUAUAUUUCUGUUUUAUUUCCUGUGAUGCUGUCGAACAAUUUUAUUUUGUAACAAUAGUUUUAAAUAAUUAUGAAUGCAAUACUGUUAUCGAUUACAAUUAAUGAAUUUUUAUCUUGUGGCACGAAAUAACCACGUCAGCAGUAAGGUGUACUAUAAAAGCUUAUUAGACUAGUCAAACUAUAAGGAAAGUCACAUCUCGAGAGUUUUAGAUUAUUUAUUACUACAAAUGUGUAAAGAGUAUAAAUUAACUGAGUCCAAAAUGUAACAACUUCUCGUAGAUAUUCUACGUAUAAUUUAAUGUUAAUAUCCUUCGCAGGAGAAUACGUAAAGUCCUACUUUUAAAUUGUUACCAUAGCGAAAUACGUGUUAGGAUUACUACAUCAAAAAUGUUCUUUUCGAAUCGGGCACUUAUUUGAAAUGAUGUGAUAGAAAAUAUGAACAAUGUUUAUGUAUGAAAGAAUAUUUUCUUGUGAUGAAACAUCGUUUUCUGCCAUGCCGUAUGUGAUAAUGAUAUUUUACACAUAAAAUAUUAUAUACAUUCCAAUUCGUAUUAAAUAUUUUAACUUAGUGAUACGCAGAAGUGAGGUCUGAUUGUAAAAUAAUAAUUAGUAGUCCUUGUUAACUAAGAUUAUAUUUUGUAUAAUAUGGUUGAAAUUGUAAAGAAUUACGUUGUAAAUAAAUUUAAAGUUAAUAAUAAA